ACGAAGUUAAGCAAACAAGAAUACCAGUUUGUUUUCACCACCACCAUCAAUAUGUUUCUUCCAAUUCAAAACCUCUCUUGGAUCGCAAGCGUCCUGGAUGAGAAUCAAAUCCCCCAUGUACUCGGAUGGGACGCAAGUUCUGUGGUAUUGGGAGUCCCCUACGGGCCGGAUGAAACGCAAUUCAUCAUAGAAGACGAUUAUCUCUCCGCCGCUAUGGAUCUGGCCUCCAACGCCGGCUUCGUGCGAUGCACCGACGGAGCGUGCAGGGUUAAUCAUCAAGAAACCCACUCCACGCAGAUCCCCGACGGGCAUUUCCACACUGAAACAUUCGGAGGGACCGUCAUCUUCAUGUACAAGAAAUCGCUCACCUGCUGGGGGCUGCCCGAUCUGCCCGUGCAGGCGCCCGACGCCAACGACCGCAAUUUCAUGCUUUCCAACGACCCCCGUCUGCCAACCAAUUGGGUUCCGGAAUUCCCCCCGAUCAAGAUCCUCACUUGGGUGGGUCUGAUCGAAACUCUGAUCUUGCUCCAAUGCCGUGAUGUGGAUCAUCUGAAUGACAUGGAAACCUCCUGGUCUAGCCAUUUCUAUUCCCUCCACAUCCGUCGCGGGCCAUCCCCGGUCAACGAAACGGAUCUUCAGCCUCACUUCCGCCCCUUUUGGCGGCUGUAUAUGUCGGAGCUGAGGCCUGAGACUUGGCCUGGGGUUGCUUUGCAGGACGCCCGGCGACGCCUUCGUCUGAGGCUGCUUGCGGACGGGAAUAUGCCCCCGCCUCCAGAUACCAUCGCCUUCCCGGACCCUGCGAACAUGGAGAUCCGCAGGAGAUUCCCUUAUUUGACUUUGGAUCCAGAAUUAGCGCGUGACAGAAAAUACCGCUUAUUGACUUUGGAUCCGGAAUUGAGGCGCAGUGAUACAUGA
Messenger RNA from Aspergillus steynii IBT 23096, 915 nucleotides. RefSeq lists its product as uncharacterized. Lineage: Eukaryota; Fungi; Ascomycota; Eurotiomycetes; Eurotiales; Aspergillaceae. The transcript has 2 exons. Bases 52 to 915 code for a protein of 287 amino acids. The record is from RefSeq and is a predicted model, not a curated record.